Molecule: messenger RNA, 1035 nt
Organism: Penicillium olsonii
Lineage: Eukaryota; Fungi; Ascomycota; Eurotiomycetes; Eurotiales; Aspergillaceae
Source: the annotation of a GenBank genome assembly
AUGGGUAAAAUUGCACUUAUCGGCGCAGCAGGCCAGAUUGGCACCCCUCUCAGCCUCCUCUGCAAAUCUAGUGAUCUUUUCGACGAAAUAUCGCUUUACGACAUUGUUCAUGUUCCAGGCAUUGCGACUGAUCUUAUGCACAUCGAUACCAGAGCCAAGGUCAACGGCUAUCUCCCUGAUGAUGGCGGUCUGAAGAAAGCUCUUACCGGCGCGGAUAUUGUUGUUGUAACUGCUGGCAUUGCUCGAAAGCCUGGUAUGACAAGAGAUGGUGAGUUAUGGACAUCAACCAAUGCCGGGAUUAUUCGUGACAUCUUCGUUGAAGUCGCCGAAACUUGCCCUAAUGCGAUUUCCUGCGUGGUUACCAAUCCGGUGAAUUCGACAGUUCCUGUUGCGGCUGAAACUCUGAGAAAGGCGGGUGUUUUUGAACCAACUCGUCUCUUUGGUGUCACAACCCUUGAUGUUGUACGAGCUUCGACAUUUACUGCACAUGCUCUUGGGGGAAAUGCCGAUCCAAAGCAUUAUAAGGUACCGGUCAUUGGCGGCCACAGCGGCGCAACCAUUCUCCCUCUUUAUAGCCAGGCCGAACCUGCCGUUGAUCUUAGUGAUGAGGAACUUGCGCAAGUUAUAAACCGUGAGAUUCCUGAUGGUAUAUGUGAUAUUUACAUACUGACAGCCUGGGCAGGUGUGCAGUUUGGUGGUGAUGAGAUCGUGAAGAGUAAGCAGGGAGCUGGGAGUGCCACGACUUGCAUGGCAUACGCCGGAUUCCGUUUUGUCAAGGCUCUUGUGACUGCCCAAGGUGGCCUUCCUGUAUCCGAAGAAGCAUAUAUCUAUCUUCCAGGUGUCCCCGGAGGGAAGGAAAUUGCUACACAGCUCGGCGUGGACUACUUCGCUGUCAAAGUUGAGAUUGGUCAAAACGGCGCUUCUAAAGCUCUUCCUCUUGGAAGUCUGUCCGGGGCGGAGCAGAAACUACUUGGGAUUGCUUUGAGUGAUUUGAAGGCGAAUAUCGCCACAGGUGUUUCUUUCAUGGGCGCAUGA